Soboliphyme baturini is the source of this 1020-nucleotide messenger RNA. The record is from the annotation of a GenBank genome assembly. Lineage: Eukaryota; Metazoa; Nematoda; Enoplea; Dioctophymatida; Soboliphymatidae.
AUGGACUUCGCUGCGUUUCGAAGCGAUGUUUUGUGGAUCGUGAUCGUUGCGUUCGUAAUCGCUUUCGUGCUGUCGUUCGCCAUCGGUGCCAAUGACACAGCCAACUCGUUCGGCACCAGCGUCGGCUCCAAGGCACUCACCCUUCGACGGGCGUACAUCUUGGCGACGAUCUUCGAGUCACUCGGCGCACUGCUACUCGGGUACAAAGUCACUGACACUAUGCGGAAAGGUGUCGUGGACGUUGCAGUGUACAAUAAUAGUACCGCAGAGCUUAUGAUUGGACAACUGUCUACGCUAACAGGAUGCGGAGUAUGGCUUUUGAUCGCCACCUUGAUGAAACUGCCUGUCUCUACGACACAUAGCAUCGUUGGAGCUACCGUAGGCUAUAGUUUGGUAUUACGAGGAAAAACCGGCAUUCACUGGUCUGAAAUAGGAUACAUAGGUAUUGAAUGCGUCUCAUUGAAAUCCACGCUAAAACUGAAGCACACCGAAGGAGAGAAUGUGACGAGGUUGUUUUUGUUCUUGCAAGUUAUGAGUGCAUGCUUCGGCAGCUUCGCGCAUGGCGGGAACGACGUCAGUAACUCAAUUGCUCCGCUGGUCAGCAUAUGGAUGAUAUACAGACAGGAUUCGGUGUAUCAGCUGGGCGAGUCCCCCAUCUGGCUGAUGGCCUACGGAUCAGUGGGGAUGUGCGUCGGUCUGUGGCUGCUUGGACAUAGGGUCAUUUACACGGUCAGCGAAGGACUGACGACGAUAUCCGCUGUCAGUGGUUUCACGAUCGAAAUUGGCGCCGCGUUCACCGUGCUGUUGGCGAGUAAAAUCGGGCUGCCGAUCAGCACCACCCACUGCAAGAUCGGCUCGGUGGUAUUGGUUGGUUUCGUUCGACGAUCGGAGAAGGGAGUCGACUGGAGUCUGUUCAGGAAUAUCUUCAUUUCAUGGAUUGUCACUCUGCCCGCUGCUGGUAUCUUAGCUUUUCCUAGGCACAACGGUGGGCUGGACCGAAAUGCGAAACCGUGCUUUUAG